AUGAGAACUAAUAUCUAUCUAUCUAUCUAUCUAUCUAUCUAUCUAUCUAUCCUAUCAUUAAAGGAUUUCUAUCUCAUGCAAAACUUUGUCUAUCUAUCUAUCUAUCUAUGUCAGUCUGUUCCACUCUCUUUGUCUGUCUGUCUAUCUAUCUAUCUGUGUCAGUCUGUUCCUCUCUCUCUCUCUAUCUGUGUCAGUCUGUUCCUCUCUCUCUAUCUAUCUGUGUCAGUCUGUUCCUCUCUCUAUCUAUCUGUGUCAGUCUGUUCCUCUCUCUAUCUAUCUAUCUGUGUCAGUCUGUUCCUCUCUCUAUCUAUCUAUCUGUGUCAGUCUGUUCCUCUCUCUAUCUAUCUAUCUGUGUCAGUCUGUUCCUCUCUCUAUCUAUCUGUGUCAGUCUGUUCCUCCACCUCUCUCUAUCUGUGUCAGUCUGUUCCUCCACCUCUCUCUAUCUGUGUCAGUCUGUUCCUCUCUCUCUCUCUAUCUAUCUAUCUGUGUCAGUCUGUUCCUCCACCUAUCUGUGUCAGUCUGUUCCUCUAUCUAUCUAUCUAUCUAUCUAUCUGUGUCAGUCUGUUCCUCUCUCUCUCUCUAUCUAUCUAUCUGUGUCAGUCUGUUCCUCUCUCUCUCUCUAUCUAUCUAUCUGUGUCAGUCUGUUCCUCUCUCUCUCUCUAUCUAUCUAUCUGUGUCAGUCUGUUCCUCUCUCUAUAUAUCUAUCUACCUAUGUCAGUCUGUUCCUCUCUCUCUCUCUAA
Molecule: messenger RNA, 741 nt
Organism: Acanthosepion pharaonis
Lineage: Eukaryota; Metazoa; Mollusca; Cephalopoda; Sepiida; Sepiidae
Source: the annotation of a GenBank genome assembly